UCCCAGAGUUCCUGGUCUUCCACCAUGAAUCCUGUUUACAGCCCCGUCCAACCGGGGGCUCCCUAUGGAAACCCGAAGAACAUGGCAUACACAGGUGCUGGAGUUCCAGAGGGUUCUGCGUGGUCACAGAAGACAGACCUCAUUCCAAGAGAUGAUUCCCAAGCAGUUGUAAUGUUCUCCUGCAAAAAAAAGCAGUGAUUCCUUGAGCUGGGAAGGGAAAAAUUCCAUGAAAGAAGCUGAGAGGGGUUGGUCACAUAAACACCCAGCGGGAGUUGCUUCCGGGACACACCAGCUGGAAUAAAGGGUUAUCCCACGGGAUAUCCCACGGCUGCCCCGGCCUACAACCCCAACAUGUACCCGACCAGCAGCCCCGGCUACGCCCCAGCCACCCUCCUGAUGAAGCAAGCCUGGCCUCAGACCUCCUCGUCCUGUGCCACCGAGGGCACCUUCCACCUCCCGGUGGACACCGGCACCGAGAACAGAACCUACCAGGCCUCUUCUGCAGCUUUCAGAUACACCGCAGGGACUCCCUACAAGGUGCCACCGACCCAGAGUAACAACGCUCCUCCUCCCUACUCGCCGUCUCCCAACCCGUACCAGACUGCCAUGUACCCCAUCCGAAGUGCCUACCCCCAGCAGAACCUGUACACACAGGGAGCUUAUUACACCCAGCCGGUGUACGCGGCGCAGCCCCACGUCAUCCAUCACACCACCGUGGUCCAGCCCAACAGUAUCCCGUCGGCCAUCUAUCCCGCUCCGGUGGCCGCGCCCAGGACCAACGGAGUGGCCAUGGGAAUGGUCGCCGGGACCACCAUGGCCAUGUCAGCAGGAACCUUGUUGACCACCCCCCAACACACCGCCAUCGGAGCACAUCCCGUGUCCGUGCCAACGUACAGGGCUCAAGGAACCCCCACCUACAGCUACGUACCUCCACACUGGUAAUCCACUGGCCAAUCCAUAUCCGGAAUCAAACAUUGUAUGCAACUCCACAAGUCUUACAUCGGUGCCCCGGCCCCUGGGCCGCAGCACCUCGUCUGUUUGCAAGAACAAAACUCAACAAACCGAGUGCAAGGGUCACUUUAUGCAUCCUUUAGUGGUUUUUGUAAAAGCUGCUUUUUCUAAUCUUCUGCCUCUCUUUGAUUUUCCCCUCCCGUCCCCCUCCCACAUAAAUCGUGUAACACACAUGACUGACACCGAGCAAUAGUAAAGUUCUCUCUCUUUGGUCCUUGGAAA
Manacus vitellinus (golden-collared manakin) is the source of this 1233-nucleotide messenger RNA. It is a transcript of the gene FAM168A, whose product is annotated as family with sequence similarity 168 member A. Lineage: Eukaryota; Metazoa; Chordata; Aves; Passeriformes; Pipridae. The record is from RefSeq and is a predicted model, not a curated record. The transcript has 8 exons. Gene Ontology annotation, biological process: positive regulation of base-excision repair. Bases 352 to 942 code for a protein of 196 amino acids.